Molecule: messenger RNA, 2719 nt
Organism: Corapipo altera (White-ruffed manakin)
Lineage: Eukaryota; Metazoa; Chordata; Aves; Passeriformes; Pipridae
Gene: UBXN2B
Product: UBX domain protein 2B
Exons: 9
Coding region: 39-1232 (397 amino acids)
Biological process (GO): membrane fusion; autophagosome assembly; nuclear membrane reassembly
Cellular component (GO): nucleus; cytosol
Molecular function (GO): ubiquitin binding
Source: RefSeq, a predicted model, not a curated record
GGCAGUGCCGUGCCCGCCGCGCUGCUCCUCCCGUUGCCAUGGCGGCCGCGCUGGGCGCUGGCCCCGCCCCGCCCGCCGCUCGCCACCGCCUCCCAAAGAUGGCGGACGGCGGGGCAGCGCCCGCGCAGCGGGACGGGGACGUGCCCGCGGCCGGGGCCGGGGCCGGGGCCAGGGUCGGGGCCGCCGGCGGCCGCAGGGAUCGGCAGCCCCGGAGCAGCGGCCGCCCGCCUAGCGCCCGGGAUUUGCAGCUGGCCUUGGCAGAGUUAUACGAAGAUGAAGCUAAAAGGCAGUCAUUGUGUUCUGACAAACCAACAGCUACAAAGAUCAGUAACACAAAAGUAUCACAGAGUCUUAAAUUGGAUUCUCUUAGAAGGCUGAGAAAACCAGAGAGAAGCAUGAGUGAUGACAAAGAAAACCAAAGAUUUUAUUCAGGUGACUCAGAAUAUAGAGGAUUACAGAUUUCUGGGGCUUCCAGUAAUCCGAGUAAAAUUGUUGCUGAACUCUUCAAGGAAGCAAAAGAACAUGGGGCUGUCCCGUUAGAUGAAGCCUCAAGAGCAUCUGGUGAUUUCGGUAAAGCUAAGUCAUUUUCUGGUGGUGGAUAUAGAUUGGGUGACUCAUCACAAAAGCACUCUGAAUACAUAUUUGGAGAAAAUCAAGAUGUUCAAAUUUUGCUGAAACUAUGGAGGAAUGGCUUCAGUUUAGAUGAUGGCGAGUUGAGAUCCUAUUCAGACCCAAUAAAUGCUCAGUUUCUUGAGUCUGUUAAAAGAGGGGAAAUUCCUAUGGAACUGCAGCGACUUGUUCAUGGUGGCCAGGUUAAUUUGGAUAUGGAAGAUCACCAAGAACAAGAAUAUGUGAAGCCCAGACUGCGCUUCAAAGCUUUCAGUGGUGAAGGACAAAAACUUGGAAGCCUUACACCUGAAAUAGUCAGCACGCCUUCUUCCCCAGAGGAGGAGGAGAAAUCCAUUCUUAAUGCACCUGUUCUGAUUGAUGAUUCCAUGCCAGCAACUAAAAUUCAAAUUAGAUUAGCAGAUGGAAGCCGAUUAAUACAAAGAUUUAAUCAAACACACAGGAUUAAGCACAUUCGAGAUUUCAUUAUCCAGUCCCGUCCAGCCUUUGCAACAACUGAUUUUGUUCUUGUGACUACCUUUCCAAAUAAAGAGCUAACAGAUGAAAGCCUGACACUACAAGAAGCAGAUAUACUUAACACUGUGAUUCUUCAGCAAUUAAAGUAAUCUUAUGGUUGUUGUACAAUAUAGAGACCCUGCUGUAUUGUCAUACAAUAUGUUUCCAACAGAUGAAAGAAAGGAAAUAUCAGUGUCUUUUUAUUUCCUCAUUUCCAGGGAUCAGAUUUUUGGAUUUCAUGUCUUCCAGCUGUAACAUAUCUACCUUUUUUAUUUUAAUUCUCAACAUUAUUCAGCUUUUUUUCAGUGUUAAAAUUAAACUUUCAUUUGUUAGUAUGUUUCAAACCACAUCUUGUACUAAAUGUGAAAUGAGAUAGGACUUCGAAUCAUUAUUUUGAGAGGGGUGGGGAAAGGAGCAUUUUGCUGAAUGGGACAGUAUCUUUCAUAGAAUUGGUAAGAUUUGCACUAUGGAAAUGUUCUAUGCUGCAUUGACAAACAGCCAUUUGAAAACUUAGACUGUAGGUUAUGUUUACCUUCCAAAUUGUAUUAAGGUGUUCUUUUUAAUAGGUUUACAGAUAAUUAAUGCCCUAAUGUAAUUUUUGUAUAUUCUAUUUGUAGUGUUUCAUGGUGCAGUAUAAUAUUUAUAUUCUAGUUUUUCUGUCCUUUUCCUUCCAUCGUUACUCGUAUGAGUGAAUCAGUCCAGGAGAUGCAAACCUGAACUAUUGCAGACUAUAGCAGGUUGUUCUUACUGGUAUUCUCAUUGUUCUACUUGUGAUGAAAACAAAUAAGAAUUUCUUUCUUCUUGAAGUUAGAGAAAUGUGAGAGACCACUGUGAUCUGGGGAAAUGAUGUGAUUUGGAGAAGGCUUGUGGUCACUUUGAAUCUGUGUAUUCGGUUGAAACCUGUGCAGCUACGUGAUUCUUUGCACAGUUACUUAAAUAACCCCAAACAAAAAUACACCAAGGUGCACAAACACAGAACUUAUCUGCUUUUGUGCGUGCCAGUGACAGCAUAAACAUGUUAAUUGGUCAUGUAUUUUUGACCUGAAUUUCAGGUCUUAAUAUUGGGAAUUUUGACCAAAGGCAUUUUGUAUUAUUCAAUGAGGAUUUGGUUGUACAGCUUUCAGUAUUCUUGUUUGGAAGCUGUAUAAUUAAAGCCCUUAAUCUUUCAAAUUAUAUAUUUUUUCAAAUAACUUGCCUCAAUACUGCAGUAAACAGGUAGGAGUUUUGUGUUGGGGGACAACUGUCUGCUGUGCUUUAGUAGUAUACAGUUUUAUAGUAUUUGGAGAUUUGUAUCAGACAAGUGGAUCACACUUAAAUGAAAGCUAAAUGGGCUGUUUCUCUUGUACUGAUAUAUGUUUUAAAAAUUGCUGUUUUCACUGAUUAUUUUGUUCUGAAAAUAUCAAUAUUUGUUUAUUUAUGCUAAGGUUAUAAUUUCUCAGUAUAUCACAUUUUUACCUCAAAGUAGAUAUUUGACUGAGUAAAUUUUAAACAUGCAAUUGUAUUUGAAGUAUUUUGUUUUGCAGUCUGAAUAUCUGCAUGAUUUUAAUCAUAAUUCAUUUCAUGUGCUAAGUAAAUAAAGUUUUAUGUUUAAGACCAC